AUGCACGCUGUUAAUGACCCUAAGAUUGAGGCUUUGAAACAAUUAUUAUCUGCUGGUGCUGACCCUAACAUAACCAGAAACAAAACUCAGUACAUCACCGCAUUGACCAUUGCUGUUACCAAAGGAAGAUCUGGGCACUUGAAAGAACUCAUUAGAGCUGGAGCUUUCCUUACAUGUGAGCGAGGGUUGUUUGUUCUACAGAUGGCGAAAGUAAGCAACCUGUUGGAUGAUGUAUUGAUUGGGGAUGAAGCCAUGAAAACGAGACCAAAUUUUUCUAAAGAAAAAAACGCGUUUCAUGUGGCGUAUAAUAACGACUGUAUCGAUGUGCUCCUAGAUUUGAUAAACUACGGUGUCACCACUAGUAUAACAUCAAUAGAUCUAUCAGAUUUAGCUAGAACUGAUCUAUUCAAUGCCUUAAUGAACUCGGCUAAAACAGAUAUAGACGAACAAGACGACAAAGGGCAGACUACACUUAUGCGCGCCGUACAACACAACAAAACUCAAAUCGUCAAAUCGUUAAUCCAAAAAGGUGCGUGUCUUGACGUUGUCAAUUUGGAAGGAGAAACGGCGCUACAUAUUGCUUGUAGAGGUCAAGUUGAUAUGGUCAAAAUACUUUUAGACGCUGGAGCUAAAACGGAAGUACACAACAAAAAUAAUUUGACGCCAUUAGCGAUAGCGACGCGUAGUUCUAACAUAGAAAUUAUGACAAUUUUACUAGCAGCUGGGGCUGAUAUUAACUGUAGAUGCACUAAAGGUGAAACCUUGCUAAUGAUGGCCAUUCGUGAUUACGGGGAGGGAAUAUUUGAAUUUUUAUUGAAAAGUCAAAUAAACAUAGACGCCGUUGAUGAAGAUCUGAAUACAGCACUUCACAUCGCGUGUUAUUUUAGAAGUUUUUAUGUUUACACGCUCAUACAAGCUGGAGCCAAACUUGAUGUUUACAACGCUAAAAGCAAGACGCCAUUUUGUUUAGCGUUUGAACAAGGAGAUGAAUCUACGAUGAAACUACUAGCCCAAGCAGGUGCCGAUGUAAACUGUCAGGAUGAGAAUCAACGAACACCUCUUGUAAACGCAGUCAUAAGCACUGACGUAUACAUGACAGAAUUUUUGCUGGAUCUGGGUGCUGAUGUUAACUAUGUAGAUAAUCAAGGCAAAUCUGCACUUAUAUGGGCGGUUAAAAAUAAAAGUGAAAAUUGUAUUGAAACCCUGCUGCGUUUCAAGUCUGAUGUAAAUUGUGUUGACUACAAAAAUCGAUCCGCUUUAUUUUACGCUGCUGGUACAUGUAGCAAGAAAAUAAUCACUGAUUUAAUUAAAGCAGGUGCCCUUGUUAACUUGACAGCAAAACAUUCUUUAAAAUUAUCAGAACUGGAUAGUAGAUUUGAUGUUUUAAAGGAUGUACAAGAGUAUGAAGUUCGUCCCUCGGAAGAAAGAGUCUCUGUUCUACAUUUUGCUGUGUCAAAUCAUUCCGCUGAAGCUGUAAAUAUACUAUUAGCUGCUGGAGCAGAUGUCAAUGCUGUUGAUGAACAUGGUAGAACCCCGAUACAUAUCGCAGCUGCUAGAGGAAGUUUGGAGAUUGUGAAAUAUCUACGUCUGUUUGGUGCUGGCAAAGAUUCAGAGCUGGUGGCUGCUCUUCGAAACCAAAAUAUAGAUUUGGUCAACAUUUUGUUAGUUAAAGGCGCUGAUGUUAAUGCGAAGGACAAGAAUCAAACGCCAUCUUUAAUUUUAGCUCUGAGGAGCUGUCUCAAUUCCAACAUGCUUUCAGGGAUAUCAGAACAAAAUAUCUUGGAAAGCCAGAAAGAUGAUCACUCAAUGGAAAAUAUACAAACGGCAUUGAAAUGUACUGAAGAUGUGAGUGAAUACACGCGGUAUGGUCGACCUACAAGUAAGGAUUUACUUGAUGAAGAACAAGUGACAAAAUCAAAAGCGUUAACAAUGUCACUAGUUAGUCACGGUGCCAGUGUUUCUGACAGAGAUAAUGAAGGCAACACUUGUGUUCACGUGGCCGCCAGGUACUGUGGUAAAGAAGUGUUGGAGAUGUUGAUCGACCUUAAAGCUGAUGUCGAUGUCCAGAAUAAUAAUGGUGAGACGCUGUUAAUGACAGCUUGUCGGUAUGGUAAUGUUGAGGGGGUACAUUUUCUGUUGACGUUAGGAGCUGAUGUAAUGUUGGUGGAUCAAAACAAAGACACAGCACUUCAUCAUUUGGUCCGGUUUGAGAAAGAGGAAGUAACCGGCGUUGAAAUUCUACUAAAAUUUGCUAAUCAAACAUCUAAACUAAACCAAUAUGAAGUCGAUACUACUGAAAUGAGCUUAAAUCAAUUGACUGUGGCCAAAAAUAGAUAUGACGAGACCGCGUUGUCAAUAGCUUGUAGAAAUGGUCACAUAAAAACUGUUCAAAUUUUGUUACUAGAACAAUUCAAUCUUAACGAAAUUAAUUACUUUGGCGAGACACCUUUAAUUAAUUCAAUUAAACAUAAACACGAGAGUAUAGCAAAAUUACUACUUGACCUUAAAGCUAACUUACAUGUUCAGGAUAAAAAUGGUGAAACGGCAUUACACAUUGCAGUCAAACAUUGCAUGGAGGAAACAGUUCAACACCUCAUACAAAACGGAGCGGAUGUGAAUGUCACUAACAAUAACAGGGACACCCCCAUUCACUUUGCCUCCACUGUUACGAUCGCUAAGUGUUUGCUUGAUGCUAAAUCUGAUUUAAAUAUUCAAAAUCAAAUAGGUCUAACGGCAUUGCUUAGCUCCAUUAAACGUAACGAUGAUUUUGUUGCAAGUUUGUUAAUAGAAAAUGGAGCAGGCUUGAAUUUUGCUACCAGCACUGGAGAAACAGCUUUAAUGUAUGCUGCUGACAUUCAGAACUUUACUUUGAUUCAGCUUUUAGUUGAGGGUGGAGCUAAUGUAAACAUUCAGGACAGCGAAGGACGAACGCCUUUAAUGCACGUUGUCUUGAGUAAGAUUCCAAGCUAUACAAGUUGUGGGCUUAUGGGUACUGAAGCAAUAUGUGAGUACCUACACUCUAAAGGAGCUGACCUUAACAAAACUAACAACAGAGGUGAAACUGUCUGUAUGAUGGCUGUUCAAGAGGGUCGCUCCCCAGUUUUUGAGAAACUCGCUUUGUUAGGAGCGGAUUUAAACAUUCUAGACAAGGAAAACAAAUCUGUUUUGGUUCAUUCUUUGUUACGAUCCCAAGGAUUAACAAGCAAAAAAUCCUUGAACAAAUUACUGCAACUCGGUAUUAGCCCUAUCGUCAUCGACAGCUACAGAUAUUUAGUUAAAGAUCUUUAUUUUAAAUUCUCUUUCGGUGUUAAAAUGCAGACUUUCCAUAAGAUAAUUGCCAACAAUCACCUACAUCUAUUCCAGCUUUUCCUCGCUAACGGUUUUAUUUUUCGUCAUUACGUCAGCACGUUCAAGAGCAGGGGGAACUACUGCGAUUUUUCUAGCCUCUGUUGUGUACUUUCUCAUGAGUUACCGCACAUUGCUAAAUACUUUUUUGCUACAGGAUUUAUAUUUAACACUGAUAUUCAAUCGAUACGACAAAUUAAAAAAACUUCAAGAUUAACUUAUCAGCGAAAUUUGUUUGGUUUUCAUAACCGCACUCGAGAGAAACAAGACUAUAGCAGGCCAUUGCCGAAAUUACCUGCUGAAUUACAAUCAGCUUUGAAUGAACCCUGGCCACUGGUCAAACUAGCUUUUAUUGAAGUCUCCACCUUACUUGGGACUGGACCAAUGAGACAUAAAAAAUUGAAGAAGACCAAACUCCCACCAAGAUUACAGCGAACGUUGAUGUUUCAAGAACCAAUAUCAAGAUUACCUGUAGAAGACUGGUCUAAAAUACCUCUUUGUUUUGACCCAGUACAGUACGAGACUUUACCCUGUCCUAGACCUUUACUCUACUACUGGCCUGUUGGGCAUAGGCUUGUUAACUGACAUUUUAAAAAUUACUACACAAUAAUUUAAUAGGGAGACAUGACAUUUAGAAAUCACUAUUAAUCUCAGUCCAAAUGAACUUACGUUUUAUGAUUAA
This is a messenger RNA of Physella acuta, 4027 nucleotides long. Its product is annotated as ankyrin-3. Lineage: Eukaryota; Metazoa; Mollusca; Gastropoda; Physidae. The record is from RefSeq and is a predicted model, not a curated record. Gene Ontology annotation, molecular function: protein binding.